AUGCCGGUCAGGAGGGGACAUGUGGCCCCACAGAACACCUUUCUGGGGACCAUCAUCAGGAAAUUCGAAGGACAAAAUAAGAAAUUCAUUAUUGCUAAUGCCAGGGUUCAGAACUGUGCGAUUAUUUACUGUAAUGAUGGCUUCUGCGAGAUGACGGGAUUCUCAAGGCCAGAUGUCAUGCAGAAACCAUGCACCUGUGACUUCCUCCACGGCCCCGAGACCAAGAGACAUGACAUUGCACAGAUAGCGCAGGCCUUGCUGGGGUCAGAAGAAAGGAAAGUCGAGGUCACCUAUUACCAUAAAGACGGUAAGACG
Molecule: messenger RNA, 315 nt
Organism: Staurois parvus
Lineage: Eukaryota; Metazoa; Chordata; Amphibia; Anura; Ranidae
Source: the annotation of a GenBank genome assembly